Molecule: messenger RNA, 237 nt
Organism: Trichomonas vaginalis G3
Lineage: Eukaryota; Parabasalia; Trichomonadida; Trichomonadidae
Exons: 1
Coding region: 1-237 (78 amino acids)
Cellular component (GO): cytoplasm; nucleus
Molecular function (GO): protein binding
Source: RefSeq, a predicted model, not a curated record
AUGCUAGAACUUCUUAUUUCAUAUGGUGCAAAAAUCAAUGAUAAAGAUAAAUCCGGUAGAACCGCUCUUAUUUGGGCAGUAAUCACUCAAGAUAAAGAUAUUAUAGAACUUCUAAUUUCACAUGGUAUAAAUAUCAACGAAAGAGAUAAAUCUGGAAAAACAGCUCUUGAUUAUGCAUCAAAAUUUAAUACCAAUGCAAUAGUCGAACUUAUUUUAAAUGGUGCAAAACGCCAUUAG